Molecule: messenger RNA, 1899 nt
Organism: Candida dubliniensis CD36
Lineage: Eukaryota; Fungi; Ascomycota; Pichiomycetes; Serinales; Debaryomycetaceae
Gene: HAP43
Product: Hap43p
Exons: 1
Coding region: 1-1899 (632 amino acids)
Cellular component (GO): RNA polymerase II transcription regulator complex; nucleus
Molecular function (GO): DNA-binding transcription activator activity, RNA polymerase II-specific; transcription cis-regulatory region binding
Source: RefSeq, a predicted model, not a curated record
AUGCCCGCCAAAGGUCCCAAUAUUAUACCAAAACAGGCGCCAUCCCCUAUUGCGAUAGCAGGAUCACCACCUUCUUCCUCUGCAUCAACACCAAGAAGUGCAGCCAGUCCACCAGUGAGUGUGAAUACCAAAUCAUCAAACAACAAUACCAUAGUGCCACGUCAAGUGAUGUCGAUCCAAACUUCAAAGGAAUGGGUUCUCCCACCAAGACCAAAACCUGGAAGAAAACCAAGUGUCGAUACACCAGCAUCAAAAAGAAAAGCCCAAAAUAGAGCAGCACAGAGAGCAUUCAGAGAGAGAAGAGCAACCAGAGUACAAGAAUUAGAACAAAAACUAAUGGAAGUUGAAAAGGAAAGGGAUAUCAAAGAAAUGGCAUUAGUAAACACUAUAAACAAGUUAAAGGUAGAGAACCAGUUUUUAGUUAAAAAUUUGGAACAAUUAAAAGGCGAAAUGAACCAAAUAAAACAAUCCUAUUCUCGUUCACAACAACAGCUAAUAUCGAAACCAUCACCAGCAGAAGCUGCUGCUGGUGCACAACAAAUCAAGCCUUCAUUUUCAUUUGCAAGCAACCUGGCCUCUAGUAACCAUCCUUCUCCUUCUCACCACAAUAGCAUAUCACCAACAGGCUCGUCAUACUCUGUACAACAGAUUUCUCCAGCACCAUCUACCGAUCUGCCACCAAAUUCGUACAACAUAAACAAUGACUCAUAUAGACAAUUUCAGUCAACUUUGACUCCUAUUCCCAGCAACAAUACUCCUGAUAAACCUAUAAGUGCCACUGAUGUAGCUAACUUUGAUUGUGGUGUGUGUCCAAAGGAAGAGUGUCUUUGUGAAUCAGUGGGUUUAAAAGAGCCAACAAAAGACAAAGCAGAAGACGCUAAAAAGCAACUUCAGAAUCAAAUUAAUUCUUUCAAGCCAAUGCCAGCAGUUUCUUUAUCGAGAAAACGCAAAAUAAAAUCAACUGAUGAAGAACAAGAGAUUGAUUUCACUAAACAAUUUAGUCUGAGAACAAAACCAAUGCCUGACUUGAAAAAAUUGAAGAAGACAACUCUUUCUCAUGAAACUGAAACUGAAACUGCAUCUACUUUUAAUGAGGAUUCUCCAGUUGAUAAUUGUGGAUUUUGUUCUGAUGAUACUCCCUGUGUAUGUCGUGAAGCUGCCAAAGAAGCAGCUAAAUUGAAUGAGUACUUGAACAACCCUCACCAAUCGCUGAUAAUUGAAGAAGAGAUACUGGAACAAGCCAAGACAUUACCACCUUUACAAACCAACAACUCAAACCACAAUUUCAGUAAGUCGGCGCUACCGGUAAUGCAUCCUGGUCCAACUGUGGAAAUCCGUGAAUUCACAAACAUUAAUACUGUACCAAAUGUGUUACCAGCUUCUAAAAACGAAAAUGAACCGGAUUCUCUGGGUAAGGAUUCUUCUUCUGAUAGUGGUUGCACUGGUAAUCCAGGAACAUGUCGCCAAUGUCAAAUGGAUCCAAUGUCUACAUUAUUUUGUACUACUGUCGCUAGUCGAAGCACAAAAACAGGUUCUGUUUCUUCAACAAGACAAUCAAUAUCAAGAACAAAUUCAAAGACAUCAAUAUCGAUUGAUUCUUUAAAUAACCCUCAAAGUCCAAUACCCCCUCCAUUACUAGCAAACAAUAAAACCAACAGUGGGGGCUCAAGUGCAGCAACACCAACACCAACAACACCAUCCCACUCAUCAUCUGUUCUGAGCAAUAGUGGUAUUUUCAUUCCGUGCUCAGAUGCUUAUAAGACUUUAUCUCGUCAUAAAAAGUUCAAUUCAGUUGAUUUCACAACUUUAGUUGGUAAAUUAACAACAAGAGGAAUGCAAGUUGAAGUGCAAUCUGUGGCCAAUGUGUUACGAGAGUUGGAUCGAAGAUUAUAUAAUUAG